Molecule: messenger RNA, 576 nt
Organism: Entrophospora sp. SA101
Lineage: Eukaryota; Fungi; Glomeromycota; Glomeromycetes; Entrophosporales; Entrophosporaceae
Source: the annotation of a GenBank genome assembly
AUGCAAUCUUAUUUUAUUCGUCGAUUAUUAAAAGUAUGCGACAAUAAUGUAAGUCAAGCAAAACAAGAGUUACGAUGGAUUACUCAACAUGUGUUAAAUCAAACAAAAAAUAAUUAUUAUAAUUGCAAUAAUAUUCAACAACUUGAUGAAAAGGAAAAACAAACUAUAGCAUUGAUGGUUAAUGAUCGAGUAGAAAAAUAUAAACCAUUACAAUAUAUUCUUGGCACACAACCAUUUUGUGAUUUAGAAAUAAUUACAAAACCACCAGUUUUAAUUCCAAGUAGAUGGGAAACAGAAGAAUGGACAAACAGACUAAUAACAAAAAUAAAUUCAAGAAUAUUCUCAAAAAAUCAAAAAGGAAUCAAGAACAAUAACGAUAUUAAUAGAAAUGGUUAUUUGGAUAGAGCAGAAGGAAAACAAAUAGAGAUUCUUGAUAUUUGUACAGGAUCAGGAUGUAAUGAUAAUGCUAGGACCAUGCAGAAACAAAAUUUUUUAAGGAACAAUUUUGAGAAAGCCACACAAUGUCCUCAAAAGCAGGAUUGGAAAACAAAUUCAUGUUAUCUUUCUUCCAUAUAG